Messenger RNA from Salmo salar (Atlantic salmon), 1387 nucleotides. RefSeq names its product deoxycytidylate deaminase. Lineage: Eukaryota; Metazoa; Chordata; Actinopteri; Salmoniformes; Salmonidae. Gene Ontology annotation, molecular function: dCMP deaminase activity; zinc ion binding. The record is from RefSeq and is a predicted model, not a curated record. Gene Ontology annotation, cellular component: cytoplasm.
UUUACAGUGGCAGAGAGCACACAUUUCGCAGGUUUUACAUGUUGUACACAGAAGUCCACCUUGGAAUACUAACUGUAGUUUGUCGCGCUACAGAUGUUUGUUGAACAAGACAACCACGUGGACUUACACGUUCCCUAAUAUAGGCUGGUGGUUGGACCUCGUGACAUUUUCAAGCGCGGGAGAUUUCCAUGCUUGUGUUGUGUCCUACGUCCUAUCUGUGACGCAGUAUGCAAGUAUCAGCUAGGCGCCACAUCACAUGUAGCUUGCCAGCACAGAAACAAAGAUGAGCCAAGAAAUUAACAACGAGACAUCUCAACUGAAUGGGACCCCGGCCUCUGAUCCUGCUCAGACGAAAAAGCGUGAGGACUACCUGGAGUGGCCUGAAUAUUUCAUGGCUGUAGCCUUCCUGUCAGCUCAGAGAAGCAAGGAUCCCAGCUCACAGGUUGGAGCAUGUAUUGUUAACCAGGAGAAUAAGAUAGUGGGCAUCGGCUACAACGGCAUGCCCAACGGCUGUGAUGAUGACCUGCUGCCUUGGGCCCGCUCUGCUGACGACAGACUGGAUACCAAAUAUCCUUAUGUGUGCCAUGCGGAGCUGAAUGCUAUCAUGAAUAAGAACUCAGCGGACGUGAAGGGCUGUUCCAUGUACGUGGCUCUGUUCCCCUGCAACGAGUGUGCCAAGCUCAUCAUCCAAGCAGGUGAGACCCCCACACACACGCAGAUGACCACACACGCAGAUGACCCCACACACACAAGCAGGUAUAAAGGACGUGAUUUAUUUGUCAGACAAGUACCACGACAUCCCUGAAAUGACUGCCUCCAGACGGCUGCUUAACUUGGCAGGGAUCCAAUACAAGCAGUUCAAGCCCAAACGAAACAAGUUCGUCAUCGAUUUUAAUUCUAUUAACUCUGGGAUGUUCAACGGAACAGGCUGAAUACACUCACCUUGGGAAAGAAAGAGUGGGUGCUUUGAUGUCUACUCAUCCCCUCAACCUACCAUGACUAGAGGAACUCAAGUAUGUCUGCUGUAAAUGUUGAAAAUCAUAUAGAAACAUUCAUAGGAAAGGUUUUGCUUUUGUCUUUUACAGUGCAAAAAGUGAUUUUUAUUGAGUUGUGAAAUUGUAUAGAAAUUUACAUUGUGUCACAUGGAGUUACUUUUACUGUGGUCUCUUUAAAAAAAUCACAAUCAGGAUACGCUUCCAAUUGUUACUGUUUUAAUUAGAGUUUUACGGUUUUAGACCAACUACUGAUUUUGUCAUUCUAAAUGUUAAACGUAUUAGUACCAUGUUAGGUCACAAAUGUUGGGGUACUGAAACACUAAACCAUUUCAUAUUGUGUGCUGCACAUGCAAUGUCAACCAAAUAAAACUACGAGCAAUGUUUUAAAAUCA